Helianthus annuus (common sunflower) is the source of this 2155-nucleotide messenger RNA. Its product is annotated as CBS domain-containing protein CBSCBSPB3. Gene Ontology annotation, molecular function: protein binding. The coding region runs from base 149 to 1801 and encodes 550 amino acids. The record is from RefSeq and is a predicted model, not a curated record. The transcript has 13 exons. Lineage: Eukaryota; Viridiplantae; Streptophyta; Magnoliopsida; Asterales; Asteraceae.
UCGGAGUUGAUAUUUGUCUAGCCUUUCCAACACAAACAAGAAGAGCAAGAUCAACAACAGAAAGAAAGAAAGAAAGAAAGAAAGAAGGGGGGGUUAGGGCCCCAAAUCCCUGAAAUCUUGUAAACCCUGAUUUUGAUCGAUCGGAGUCAUGAGUGGGACAGCUUCCCGGAGGAACAGUAGUUCACUUCAUAGACGAAAUAAUCCCUCAACAACCCUCAGAAAAUCCACAUCCACGCAGUCGGAGAACGGAACAACUUCCACCGGCGCCACCAAUGGUUUUCCUCUCAAAUCCCCUUCGCCUGCUCCUUCUGGUGAAAGGACUGUGAAGAAGCUUAGGUUAUCGAAGGCCCUCACAAUACCGGAGGGGACCACUGUUUUCGAUGCUUGUAGGAGAAUGGCCGCCCGUCGUGUUGAUGCUGUCUUAUUGACUGAUGCUAAUGCUUUGCUUUCUGGAAUAGUCACCGACAAGGAUAUAGCAACCAGAGUUCUUGCGGAAGAACUAAGGCCAGACCAGACCGUAAUUUCGAAAAUUAUGACAAGGAAUCCUACUUUUGUUGAUUCUGGUACUUUCGCGAUAGAUGCCCUUCAAAAGAUGGUCCAAGGAAAAUUUAGGCAUCUACCAGUUGUUGAAAAUGGUGAAGUUAUUGCGUUGUUAGAUAUCACAAAGUGUCUAUAUGAUGCUAUUUCCAGAAUGGAAAAAGCCGCUGAACAGGGCAGUGCUAUUGCCGCAGCGGUUGAGGGUGUCGAACGCCAAUGGGGAAACAAUUUUAACGCUCCUUCUGCUUUUAUAGAGACACUCAGAGACCGAAUGUUCAAGCCCUCCUUGUCAACAAUCAUUUCUGAAACUUCUAGGGUUGCAACUGUUGUAGCAUCAGAUCCAGUUUCUGUUGCUGCUAAAAAGAUGCAAGAGUUUCGUGUUAAUUCUGUUAUCAUUAUGGCUGGAAACAAUAUGCAGGGCAUAUUAACUUCGAAGGAUCUUCUCUUGCGAGUUGUGGCACAAAAUCUUCCUCCUGAGUUAACCCCUGUUGAAAAGGUUAUGACGCCGAAUCCGGAAUAUGCAACAGUGGACACAUCAAUCCUUGAAGCGUUGCAUGUAAUGCAUGAUGGGAAAUUUUUACAUCUUCCUGUUGUAGAUAAAGAUGGAAGCGUUGCAGCAUGCGUGGAUGUCCUGCAGAUAACUCAGGCGGCUAUCUCGAUGGCUGAAAGUAAUUCUGGUGCUGAUGUGGCCAACACGGUUAUGCAAAAGUUUUGGGACUCGGCUCUCAAUCUAGAGCCACCAGAUGAUUAUGAAGACAGUCACAGUGAAAUGUCAAUGUCAGCUAUUAUGACGUCUGAUGCUGUGGAUGGUGGGCGGUCAUAUCCAUCUCUUGGUCUCGGGAAUACGUUUGCUUUUAAAUUUGAAGACUUAAGGGGACGUGUACACAGGUUUAAUUUCGGCACCGGAAAUCUGGGCGAGCUAGUUUCGGCUGUUACUCAAAGAAUGGGUGGUGGUAGUGGUGAUCAAAAUAAACUUCAACUUUUGUACGAUGACGAUGAGGGGGAUAGGGUUUUGCUUACUACAGAUAGUGAUCUUGUUGGUGCUGUAAGCCAUGCCAGGUUAGCGGGACAAAAGGUGUUGAGAUUGCAUUUAGACUACUCUGAUUGUGGUCAACCGAAAAGAGAAUCACAAUUAGGUACGGUUAUGGAAGAACGAACAAUAGAGACCCCAAAAUCGAACCAUCUGCAGACUGGGAUUUUGGCAAGUGCGGCAGUCAUUGCAAGUGUCGCUUGCAUCGUCUACUUGAAGCGUUCCAACCAAUGAAACUUCUUUCUUAUGUGUCUCAAGUUCCUUCGGUUCUACUAAUACAAGUUUUUGUCUAUGUAGUAUGUGAAGAACAAAUAAAAAUGGCAAUAGAUAUGCUACCAGAAAAAUUGCAAAAUUUCACCAUAUAAUUUAAUUUUUUUUUGUUUAUAUGUAAGGUGGUUUUUGAGGACCACUGAUUACUUUAUCUGUUAAAUUUAGUCUCCAUAUAUUCUGACUAAUAUUGAUGGGUCAUACCAUGGUGUCAUGUUCAGUUUUACAUAGUGGGUGCUUGAAUUUGUGUCUAGUUUUGAGUGUUUGAAUGUAAGACCACAAAUUAUUAUUAUUAUUAUAUAUUGAAACACAUCUUGCUAA